GAGAGAGAGAGAGAGAGAAUGUGAGAGAGAGAGAGAGAGAAGUAGAGAGAGGGAGUGUGUGUGAGACACACACACACACGCACACACACACACAGAGGGAGAUCCUGAGCCACAUUAGACAUUAGUAAGAAUACAGUGAGUAACUGCAGGAACUCGCAUCAUGAUUCAUUUCCAGAAGCCUUUAGCGAAAGAGAUGUUUAUUUGAAGCUUAAAAUAAAUAAGAAACCUAGAAAAAGACCUUGAUGGAUUUCGGUCACAUCCCACGCGCGUUGCGCUCCGGGCAAAACAUCUCGCGCUCAUGACAUGAACCUGCGCGCGCGGAGCUUUCACAUGGAGGUGGACGGAGAACCGGCGGAAGGCGAUCGCCAGGUUUAAUCUGCGCUUGUCCUGGUCUCAGCACAGACUUCUUCUGCUCAUUACUUUCCUUUUUAUAAAAUACUUCUUAUUAUUUUUAUGGCUCCCUUUGGUGUGAUUUGGAGCGUCUCUUUUCUGAAAGCAGCAGCAAUAAAGGACCGGCGCGCAGCACACGGAGCCGCUCGGGCGCUCUGACGGCGACUCUGACGGCAAUAACAACAAGACCGACAGGACAAAAAAGCAAUAAAAACUGCGCCGUAAAUGAUCGAGUCGUCGCGUCUGGAGACCAGCAGAAAUAUCGCGCGUGUGUGUGUGUGUGGGCGUGUGUGCGUGUGCGUAAUGAACGUGGCCGCCGCCGCCGCCGCCGCUUCUUCUCGCUCGGAUGCGGAUGGAAAGAUUUUCACGAACCGCAACUUCUGAAUUUCCCUCCGUAUGUUCAGGAGUCAGGAGUCAGAGCGCCUUCACCUGUUGUCCGCACACUGUGAUCUGUUUCAGCAGCUGUUUCUUUGUGUCGAUGUGACAGUGUCUAGGUUUAGAAGAUUUAUCGUUAAAAGCCUCUAAUCUCAUUCUAACUGCCUUGGACUUUAGUUACUUCAGAUUUCACUGCCGCACAUGGAGAAGAGCCAGACAUGGACCGAAACCGGUCUUAUUUUUUGACUUAGAAGAAAAGAUUGUCAUAAAGGAUUGAUUUCCUCCAGACACCACAUUAUCUGUUCUUACAGUUAUUUUUGAUUUGCACUAUAAUGGAAGUGCCACCGUGCUCUAAGAAGAGCCUGUCCCUCUCGCUGCCGGUGCCUCGGGAAGGACAGGCGACCCUCAAGCCUCCUCAGCACCUUUGGCGACAACCGCGGACUCCGAUCCGGAUCAAACACCGCGGCUACUCCGAUACUGACCGCCAUCAUCACCCGCACAUAGAGCGCGCGGACGCCAUGGACACGAGCGACCGGCCCGGUCUGAAGAAAUCCCGAAUGUCCUGGCCAUCCUCCUUCCAGGGUACCUCAAGCACCGGGAACUGUUCUGGGAGCAAACGUUUUGAAGGUGAAAAUGGACCGUCUCCUGGCCGCAGCCCAAUGGAUUUGCAGGCGAGUCCGGGGCUUGUGCUCCAUCCCUCUUUUCCACAGAGUGGCAGGAGGGAGUCUUUCCUCUACCGCUCUGACUCCGACUACGAUAUGUCACCUAAGACCAUGUCCCGCAACUCGUCCAUCAACAGUGAGGGCCAUGCUGAAGACCUCAUAGUCACCCCUUUUGCUCAGGUGUUGGCCAGUCUCCGAACUGUCAGAAGUAACUUCACCAUUCUUGCCAAUGUCACAUCGCCUACUGACAAGAGGUCGCCAGUUACAAGCCAAUCUACAGUUCCACCAGCAACGCUGUCUGAAGAGACAUACCAACAGCUGGCACGGGAGACCCUGGAGGAGCUGGACUGGUGCUUGGACCAACUGGAGACCAUCCAGACACAUCGCUCUGUCAGUGAAAUGGCCUCCAACAAGUUUAAGAGGAUGCUAAACAGGGAGCUGUCGCAUCUGUCUGAGACGAGUCGUUCAGGGAACCAGGUGUCUGAAUACAUCUCCACUACCUUCCUAGACAAGCAAAAUGAAGUGGACAUCCCAUCCCCAACCCUGAGGGAGCGUGAGAAGCCCAUGUGCCAUAUCAGUGGUGUGAAGAAGCUUACACACAGUUCCAGUCUGACCAGUAAAGCCCUGCCACGAUUUGGGAUCAAGACCGAGCACGAGGACGCACUGGCCAGGGAGCUGGAUGACUUGAAUAAGUGGGGCCUUAAUAUUUUCCGAGUGGCUGAGUUUUCCAAUAACAGACCUCUGAGUUGCAUCAUGUUUGCCAUCUUCCAGGAACGUGAUCUGCUGAAGACAUUUCAUAUCCCAGUGGAUACGUUCAUUACCUAUGUGAUGACGCUAGAGGAUCAUUACCACGCCAAUGUGGCCUACCACAACAGUCUGCAUGCGGCUGACGUCACACAGUCAACGCAUGUGCUGUUAUCCACGCCGGCACUGGACGCUGUCUUCACUGAUCUGGAAAUUCUGGCUGCGUUGUUUGCUGCUGCCAUCCAUGAUGUGGACCAUCCUGGAGUUUCCAAUCAAUUUCUCAUUAAUACCAACUCAGAGCUGGCUCUGAUGUAUAAUGACGAGUCAGUUCUAGAAAACCAUCACUUAGCUGUGGGUUUCAAGCUCCUCCAUGAAGACAACUGUGACAUCUUCCAGAACCUGAGCAAAAGGCAACGCCAGAGCUUGCGCAAGCUGGUCAUCGACAUGGUACUGGCAACAGACAUGUCCAAGCAUAUGAGUUUAUUGGCAGAUCUAAAGACCAUGGUAGAGACUAAGAAAGUGACCAGCUCAGGGGUGCUACUGCUUGAUCAUUACACUGACCGCAUACAGGUCCUGAGAAACAUGGUGCACUGUGCUGACCUUAGCAACCCCACGAAGCCUCUGGCAGUGUACCGGCAGUGGACAGAGCGCAUCAUGGAGGAAUUUUUCCAGCAGGGAGACAAGGAGCGUGAGCGUGGGAUGGAGAUCAGUCCCAUGUGCGAUAAGCACACUGCAUCUGUGGAAAAGAGUCAGGUUGGCUUUAUCGAUUACAUUGUGCACCCUUUGUGGGAGACCUGGGGCGACCUAGUGCACCCUGACGCUCAGGAAAUCCUGGACACCCUUGAGGACAACCGGGACUGGUACCAGAGCACUAUCCCCCAGAGCCCCUCACCCCCUCCAAUCGCAGACAACGAGCUUGCCUCUUGCACAGAUAAGUUUCAAUUCCAGCUUACCUUGGAGGAUGAGCCAGAUCCAGAGGCUGGGCCAAACCACAAUCAUAUAGGUGGCACUGAGCAGGAAGUGCCAAAGGAUCUGAAGGAAGGGGAGAGUCAUGGGGGAGGACAGGAUGAUGGUGGUGAAGAGGAGGAAGUGGCAGUGGAAAGAGGGGGGAGGAGGCGACUGCAGGUUCAGUCAGUGGUGGAGGAAGAAGAUGAGGAAAGACAUUCAGAGGGAAGUCCUGUAGAGGAGGCAGAGGAGGAAGAGGAGUCAUCUUUCUCCCCUGCUGAGGAUACGUGAGGCUCUAUAGCUAUCAGGACGUUCGCAGGAGUGCAGGUGGUCCCGUGAGAACUCUCUUUUUAUCUUACCUUACCCUCUUCUUCAUGGCCAUACCAUGAACAAAACAAUAUAUCUUCACCAACUCAAUAAAUGUUUUAUUUUAUUUUUCAAAAAAGGGAAGAAUAUAAUAUUAUCAGAGAAGUAAUUCACACAGUAACUGUAGAUUUGGAAUGGGUGCUGGGCCCCUUUCUAGCAGAAGGUAAGAGUCUGCAUGGAGGAAUACAGUUUUAGUGGUGUUUCAAAUGGGCCAUUUAGACCAUGUAGCACUCUGGAAUUUUGGUAGAUCCCCAUACACAUGCACAUUUAAACCAACAUUUAGACAUAAACAUGCAUAACCACACACACAAAACAGUUUCAGAAUAAUCAAAUCACUAAAGAUAUGUGUACAUGCCUGGGGGAACUUUAAAGGGAUUUGGGAUCUCUUUGGAAUAAGCCAUCUUAAAAGGAAUACCAACAAUUUUCCAUCUCGGUAGUAGUCUUAUUGCUCAGAAACAGCUUUUACUGCAUUCUUAACAGAGACUCAGAAAUUACAUGAUUAGUUAAAUAAGAGUGACUUUAUUUUCCAUUUCUGUCGGAAAUAAAGCUGUAAGUCCUUGCUCCUGCUGUACGGAAGCAGAGGCUUUGGCUGCUGCUUUGAAGGCAGGAGGAUGGUGAAGUGGAAGCAUGAGGAUUGAAGUGGCACAAGACUGGACCUGUGGUGCAGGUCUGGCCCCUUUUUUUCCCUUUACCAGGAGUGCUACCAGUGUGAGAUGGCCACGUGCCUUUCUGAACCACCAGCUUCAGCUCUGGAGCUGCCGUGAAGCAAUGCAUCGUGGGAUAGUGGUGUAAUUUUGUCUUCAUUUCUUGAUUGUUGCUUGUUUUAAGCUCUCUCUCUCUCUCUCUCUCUCUCUCUCUCUCUCUCCCUCUCCCUCUCUCUCUCUUACUGUUGUGCAUGAUUUGCGUGUAUGUUGGAAGCCUUUCUGUUAUUGUGUUGAAAACCUCAUUUUAUUAUGUAAGGUCUUCCUUGGUUGCUUCCGUUUUGUCGAACAUUUUGGGGACUGAAUUAAGGAACUAGCCAUGAGAGGAACUGCUCAUGGUCUACUGUCUCCUAUCAUGUUUAAUGCAAACAAGGAUAGUCACUUUUUGAGAAUAAGCCAUGUUAUUCUUCGGAAUUUAUGAUUUUGCCUUCUUUUGAAUUACAUUUCAGGAUUGUCCUGUGAAAAGAGUGGAAAUCACAGAAUCCUGUCAAUAGCAGCACAGAUUCACUUUCACCCGCUCAUAUAAUGCAGCCAUGCUUCAUCACAGCCAAUAAUCUUUUCCAUUUUGGCUUACCAAAGGAAUGGGUGGUAACUAAUACCUUGGCUGAGGGGUGUGAUUGGUAGAGAGUCGUAAUUGAUCCAGUGAAACUGAACGCAGGGAGUCACAUGCAGCCAUUAUUAAGUUUGAUGUUUUUAUGCCUUAACAAUGCAGGGUUUUUUGUAUGUGGCACUAUGCUGACUGUCCUGAGGCUCAUGAGAGAUCCCAGAAUAUUUGUGUUUUGUCUGUACACCUUGUCAAAUGUCAACUGUUUAGUCCGCAUUACUAGUAAUAUUAGCGAUUUUCAUGGCAUAGCCCAUGAUUAUUUAAAUACAUAUAUCUUAUAUACAUAUGUCAACGUGAAAAGAUCACAUUUAUGUUCACCAGGGUCUUUGAAUCUAAGUUGCAGUUAGCCUACAUCAAAAUAAUGGGUUGUCUGUGACUCUGAAUGUAACAGUUGACUGAGAAAUGGUGGGUAUAUUGUGAGAAAACGUCUCUGUGGAUGUGGGGACAAGCUGGUUUCUGCUGGUCAGUACCUUAGCUUCAGGUGUGUGCCUAUUGCAACAGAACUUGGAGGUUACACCAAUACUAACAAGGUAACAACAUGCCUGGUUGAAUACAUAAAAUAAUGCGUGUGAUCAGACGUUAUGGCUUCGGUACCUUGGUGGAUGGUUUGUAAUAAUAAGUUUGCCUGGAUGUUUAACUGGCAUCUAAUUGGUGGAUUAUAGACUUGUAAUCCCAAGGGAGGUUGAUCUGUUUAAUGAAUCGAUGACAUCCCCACAUACAUUUGUGUAUGUUACAAAAGAAAAUGCUUCUGUUUGUGGCUUUUAGUUAAUGAGGCAAGCUCUUAAGCAAACAAAUACUUCUUGCCAUUUUAACACAAUACUGUAGCAAUCGUUUCUUAUGAAGAAAUUAAUUACUUGCUGCCAUUCUUUUUGAAUAUAUCAAAAGGAAAAGUUUUCUUUGGACAGUUUGUGUACAGUUUUUAUUUUUGUAUCAUGCUGGUUGGUGAUUGUGAUAUUGAAGAAUUGAUUACAAUACAAUAUAAAUAUUAGACUUGAUAUCACUGCUUAUUUUGUAUAUAUUGUAUUGUCAGUCUGUACAUUUAAAAAUCACUCAGAAUUUCUCAUUGUCACUGAGCGCUUAUUACGUUUAGUUGUAAUAAAAAUGUAUUUGAAUGGUUGAACUUUGCAGAAAAACAGCCUACACACUCAUUCCCUGACCCUUCCUUUUUUUAAGGAGGAAACAAACCCCACAAUCACAAACUGUUUUAUAUUUUUGUUUGUUUGAGGGCAGCCUAAUCAUUUGUGAAUUGAAAUCCUGCACUUUAUUUUGGGUUGUGAGGUUGGUCUGGGUUAAACAGUGUGUAGAUUUAUUCUUUUAAAGGGAUACAAUAACACUUGCACAAGGUAAGCACUUCUCAUGGCUUGAUCCCAAACAUUUGGACAAUACCGGCACUCUCUCCCUGCAACCUGACAAAAAAAAAAAAAGAACUACUCUGCAGUAAUAAUCCACAUUGUAGAGGCUGGUAGUCAUGAGAUUUACAGUAGUUUGACUGAAGGUGUUUUUCAUGGAACAGUCUGUAACAGGCUGAUUUAUUUAAGAUUGUGGCUUGAGUAGAAAAGGGUUUAUUUGUACUUUAAGUCACUUUCUUCUGAUGAGAAUCCUUUAUGGAAUGACUCUCUGGGCUUUAAACACUAUGUUACUUGUUAAUAAAUGAUGAUAUUAUAAAGAGAAAAAAAACACAAAAUGAUUGUAAUAUUUGUAAAUGAUGUUGCUGUAAUGUGUAUAAUGUGUCCAAGUUAUUUUAUAUUAUAUUAUUUUUAUGAAAGGUUGUCCUCUGA
This is a messenger RNA of Tachysurus vachellii, 6565 nucleotides long. It is a transcript of the gene pde4a, whose product is annotated as phosphodiesterase 4A, cAMP-specific. Gene Ontology annotation, molecular function: 3',5'-cyclic-AMP phosphodiesterase activity. The record is from RefSeq and is a predicted model, not a curated record. The transcript has 15 exons. The coding region runs from base 1098 to 3407 and encodes 769 amino acids. Gene Ontology annotation, biological process: signal transduction. Gene Ontology annotation, cellular component: nucleus; cytosol; perinuclear region of cytoplasm. NCBI's taxonomy places the organism in Eukaryota, Metazoa, Chordata, Actinopteri, Siluriformes, Bagridae.